This is a messenger RNA of Phialemonium atrogriseum, 517 nucleotides long. RefSeq lists its product as uncharacterized. The record is from RefSeq and is a predicted model, not a curated record. The transcript has 2 exons. Bases 46 to 366 code for a protein of 106 amino acids. NCBI's taxonomy places the organism in Eukaryota, Fungi, Ascomycota, Sordariomycetes, Cephalothecales, Cephalothecaceae.
AUAUUUGAAGCUGAAGAUGGCAAUCACGCCUGUGCGUAUGAUAGCAUGGAAAUGCCGGAAAUAUGCGCGUAUUGUCGGGAGAUGGCAGGGAGCAUCAUGGGCCAGAGCGCGAGGCAACGGGCAAACACGUCAUUGACCGGCCUUUGGGAGCCCAACGCGCCUUGGAAUAAAUAUGUUAGCAGAGGAUCAUCAUUCGAAGGUUCCAUAUCAAUGAAAAGUCCCAAGGAAUCAUACCGGCGAGCAGCUUCAAUUGUCUCAUUUGUAGUCCUUCCCUUUCCUUUCUCUUCUCUGUUUAUCCUCGUGGCAGCGGCGGAGAGGCCGAUGAAAACGGCGAAAAUGGGGUCUGCGACCCGCGAUAUUAUGUAGGCUGGAGGCGACAUUAUAAGCUGCCUGAUUAUACGUCGGGAAUUGCGUAAAUGCAAAAUGAGGGAGCUCAAGGGGCCGAGAAAUACCUAUCACGUGACACGCUUAGUCACACAGGGCCCCACGUCGCUUGGCUGGAAAUUUCGGAUCGCAC